This is a messenger RNA of Plasmodium knowlesi strain H, 1356 nucleotides long. RefSeq names its product conserved protein, unknown function. Gene Ontology annotation, molecular function: mRNA binding. Gene Ontology annotation, biological process: intracellular mRNA localization. NCBI's taxonomy places the organism in Eukaryota, Apicomplexa, Aconoidasida, Haemosporida, Plasmodiidae. The transcript has 3 exons. The record is from RefSeq and is a predicted model, not a curated record. Gene Ontology annotation, cellular component: nuclear outer membrane-endoplasmic reticulum membrane network; ribonucleoprotein complex; endoplasmic reticulum. The coding region runs from base 1 to 1356 and encodes 451 amino acids.
AUGACGGAAGCCGAGAAGAUUACUGUGGAGAAGCCCGACUUCGACGCAUACAAUGAGAAGCUCGGGAGCAUUUCCGAAUCGAUUGACCAAGUGAAGAAGAAAAUUGAAAACUUGCAGAAGGAAAUAAAAGUUGCGAACAAGGGAAAGGAGGAGUUCAACAAGAAGAAGAAGGAUAUUGUAACCAGAAUUGAUGGAGUGCAGGAGGAAAUAGACAAGCUCGAAAAUGAAAGGAGAAAAAUAUUGGAUGAAAUGGACAAGAAGCAAAAGCAUAAGAAGGAACUGAGAGUGAAUGCACAAAAUAUGAAGAAACAAAUAGGUUUCCAUAACGAAGAAGACAUAGAGAAAAAAAUAAAAGAAAUAGAAAAUAAGCUAAUGACAUCAACCAUCUCCAUUAAGGAGGAAAAAUUGCUCAUCAACCAGAUACAAGCAUUAAAUAAAAAUAAGCCACUACUCUCCUCCUACAGUAAAAUGGAAAAUGAAGCUAGCAAGUAUGAUGAUGAAACAAUUGUGCCUCUUAAAAGUCGCAUGGAUUCUAUCCGAGAACAAAUUAACAAACUUAGGAAUGAGAAAAAAAAUGAAAGAAAUAAACUUAAAGAUUUGCAAAAUAGCUACCAAGAAAAAAACAACAAACUGAAUGAACUAAAUAACUUAAGAGAUAGUUACUCCAAAAAAAUGAAUACUUAUUUUAUCGAGAGAAGGAACUUAACUGUGGAGAUGGAGGAGAAGAGACAACAGUAUAGAAGUUACAAAAUGAAUUUACUGCAAGCCAAACAACAAAAGUUGAAGGAGGACAGGGAAAGAAAAAACCUUGAGAUCGAAAAAGAAUCUUUGGAGAAGGAACUUGAAGAUAUAGACCUAUUACCUUACAGAGAAGAGCUAGCUUUAAUAGAGAAUAUGCUUGUGUACUUAAAAAAAAUACAAGAAGAGACCAAAUUGGAAGAAGCAAAGAAACAACAGAACAACUCCUCUGCGAAGAAAGUCAAUGGAGAUGUGAACGACACGGAAAACAAAAAAGAGCAAGUGGAUGAUGCACCUGAAAAAGGAAAAAAUGAAGGAAAGAAAAGCAAAGGAAAAAAGGAUAAGCAGAAAAUUUUCAAAUUGGAUAUGAAUAUUCUCUGCUACUUUGUCACAGCGGGCAUAAAUCCUCCCGUUAGUUUUGAUGAGGUCGAUUCUUGUAUUUCCAAGUUGGUAGAGAAGAGGGAGUUUUAUGAGAGCAAGCGGGAGGAGAGCGUCAAGAAUGUGGAGAACAGGAGAGCGGACCUGACGGGCAAAAUUAAGGAAAUCGAAGACAAAUUGACAGCCUUCAAACCGAACGAACAACAGAGAGCCCCGAAACCCAACAAGGCUAAGGCCUGA